Plasmopara halstedii is the source of this 213-nucleotide messenger RNA. RefSeq lists its product as uncharacterized. The record is from RefSeq and is a predicted model, not a curated record. NCBI's taxonomy places the organism in Eukaryota, Oomycota, Peronosporomycetes, Peronosporales, Peronosporaceae. The transcript has 2 exons. The coding region runs from base 1 to 213 and encodes 70 amino acids.
AUGAGAGAUUUCUCGAAGUGCAAUAAGUUUGCUGGUAUAGCCAUCGGCCAAGUCUCAAAUUCGGAACAAGAUCAAGCCUUAAUCGUCGCUGAAAAACACGUUGCGUACCACAGAUCCGACUCUUACCUGGGCAAUCAAAUAAAAACUCAAUCUUUGGCUAUGCAUCCACGACUACAGGAAAGUUUUGCCAACGUGAGACUCUUAUUCUUUUGA